AUGCGAUAUUUUCGAUCUUGGGCGAUAAAUAAGCGAUUUUUUUCAAGUACACAUCGUCCUCUCAGUGAGUGCUUAUCUGAUUUCAAAGAAUUAGUGUCUGAGCAAUCAUCUUGCGGAUCUGUAUAUGACGGUUGGCCUCCUAAAAAUCGCAUCAAAUUGAAAGAACGGCUUAAGCCUCUCGGUCGUGAUCUUUUCGUCAUUAACCGUCGUCUCGAAAAUGGAGUGGGCUUCGAGCCUACUCUCGUUUUCUGCUGUGGUUUUAAGCCCAUGUUGAUGAUGAGCAAAUCUGAGUUUCAGAGCUUCAUUGCCAACCUUCCACUGAUUAAAACCAAUCUUGAAACAUUUUUCAAGCAAUUGUAG
This is a messenger RNA of Theileria orientalis strain Shintoku, 360 nucleotides long. RefSeq lists its product as hypothetical. The record is from RefSeq and is a predicted model, not a curated record. NCBI's taxonomy places the organism in Eukaryota, Apicomplexa, Aconoidasida, Piroplasmida, Theileriidae. Bases 1 to 360 code for a protein of 119 amino acids. The transcript is spliced from 2 exons.